Molecule: messenger RNA, 1051 nt
Organism: Odobenus rosmarus divergens (Pacific walrus)
Lineage: Eukaryota; Metazoa; Chordata; Mammalia; Carnivora; Odobenidae
Gene: ZNF660
Product: zinc finger protein 660
Exons: 1
Coding region: 19-1011 (330 amino acids)
Biological process (GO): regulation of transcription by RNA polymerase II
Molecular function (GO): RNA polymerase II cis-regulatory region sequence-specific DNA binding; DNA-binding transcription factor activity, RNA polymerase II-specific
Source: RefSeq, a predicted model, not a curated record
UGCUUCAAGCAAGGCAAAAUGAGAAAGACAAGAAGCUUCAGGCAUAAGACAGUUAAAGACAAUAAAACACUUACAGAAGUGAGUGAGCAAGAAUCUGAAAAAGAUGGUAGUCAGUGCUUGGAUCCUGCAACAAACAUGGGAAUUCAGGCUGAAAAGAAACAGUAUGUAUGUACUGAGUGUGGGAAAGCCUUUAGUCAGAGUGCAAAUCUUACAGUACAUGAAAGAAUCCACACAGGAGAGAAACCCUAUAAGUGUAAGGAGUGUGGAAAAGCCUUCAGUCAUAGCUCCAACCUUGUUGUUCAUCGAAGAAUCCACACUGGACUGAAGCCCUACACAUGCAGUGAAUGUGGGAAAUCUUUCAGUGGUAAGUCACACCUCAUUCGGCACCAGGGAAUCCAUAGUGGGGAGAAAACUUAUGAAUGUAAGGAGUGUGGGAAAGCCUUUAGUCGGAGUUCAGGUCUUAUUUCACAUCAUAGAGUUCACACUGGGGAAAAACCCUACACUUGUAUUGAGUGUGGGAAAGCCUUUAGCCGUAGUUCAAACCUUACUCAACAUCAAAGAAUGCACAAAGGAAAAAAAGUUUACAAAUGUAAGGAGUGUGGGAAAACAUGUGUUUCUAAUACAAAGAUUAUGGACCAUCAGAGAAUUCACACAGGGGAGAAGCCUUACGAGUGUGAUGAGUGUGGAAAAGCUUUCAUUUUAAGGAAGACCCUUAGUGAACAUCAGAGACUUCACCGUAGAGAGAAACCUUACAAAUGUAAUGAAUGUGGGAAAGCUUUUACUUCUAACCGAAACCUUGUUGAUCAUCAGAGAGUUCACACUGGAGAGAAACCCUAUAAAUGUAACGAAUGUGGAAAAACCUUCAGGCAGACUUCUCAAGUUAUUCUACAUUUGAGAACCCACACUAAGGAGAAACCCUAUAAAUGUAGUGAGUGUGGGAAAGCCUAUCGUUAUAGCUCACAACUUCUUCAACACCAGAGAAAACAUAAUGAGGAGAAAGAAACAUCAUAAAUAACAUAUAUUGUUGUUUGUAGGCCUAAUUGCUACCUUU